Sinocyclocheilus grahami is the source of this 1206-nucleotide messenger RNA. RefSeq lists its product as uncharacterized. The coding region runs from base 274 to 1206 and encodes 310 amino acids. The transcript is spliced from 8 exons. The record is from RefSeq and is a predicted model, not a curated record. Gene Ontology annotation, biological process: T cell receptor signaling pathway; intracellular signal transduction; negative regulation of T cell activation. Gene Ontology annotation, cellular component: membrane raft; plasma membrane. Lineage: Eukaryota; Metazoa; Chordata; Actinopteri; Cypriniformes; Cyprinidae.
UCUCGAAACUCAAUCAGAGUAGGCGGCAGUACGCGCGCUCCACAGCAGAAGAACUGAGAGCACAAGACCAGCCAUGAUGCUCAGCCUGCAGCUGUGUGCGCUGGAGGAGAGCUGAGGAGCUGUGAUGAGCGCACAGUAGAAGUCUUCUCACUGAGGAUGGCAGGGAUGCUGCGCGCCGCAUCACUCUCUCUGGCUCCGUGAAACAGCGCACGGUGCCCUGGACGAGCCGUACAGCAGGACCUGUGUGUGUGUGUGUGUCUGCAGCUCAGUGGAAUGUAUUCAGAUCUCCCAAAGGUGCUGAUACUGGGGGCCAUCGCCGCCGCCUCUGCCUUUGUGGUCACCAUUCUUAUCGUCUUGGUGUGUGUGGGGUGUCAGAGAAAAAGCAAGAGCAAACAUGGCCACACCAACGGAGGGGCUCAGAAAAAGGAAACAGCUGCUCUGCGCCAGUCCAAGCUGAACUCGAUGAGUAAAUCUGACACCCGCCUGCAUGACAUGCACAGGCUGCGCUGCAAUGCAAACGGUGCCCCUAAGAGCCGGCCGGCCAGCAUGGACCUUCUGCUCCUGCAUACCCGCCGCUCCACUUCUGACCUCCGUCUCAGCCCAGGCCGCCAGCUGCCUCGUGCUCCCAACAAAAAUGAGAAUGAGGAACGUGAGCACACCUACUCUGAAGUUUGCCGCCGCUCCUCUCCCACAUCUCUCCCGCCAGAUGACGGCCUGUAUGAGAGUGUUGGGAUCAAAGGGGCAGGGCCUGAUAAAGCUGCCCCACCUGCUGCCCCUGCCCCGACGUCAACCAACACGCCCACUCAGCGCCGUGCCCACAGCCCGACGCUCAAUGGGAACGGCCGAGUUGGAAGCAGAGGAGGUGUGAACGGCGUGAGUCAAGACGAAGUGACGGCAGAGUACGCCUCCAUACGGAAGGUGAAGAAGCUGGAGCGCGGCAGGAGGGAGGAAGUGGUGGAGGAUGGAGAAAGGGAGCACCAGAGCGUGUCCAGCAGCGAGUCCUCCAGCAGCACCUUGCCUAGGAAAACAGUGGAACCAUUUCACCUACCCAAGUUCCCAAAGGAGGCGGUCUUCAUGGGUAACGGAGAGCAGUACAUUUGGAAACCACCAGAAGAGGAAGAGAUGAUCAUGCCAGUGGUCCCUCAGCUGGAGAACGGACACAGCCAUCCCACCGCCGUCGAGAUCUCUGACAUCUCAGAGCUGUGA